Phialemonium atrogriseum is the source of this 1071-nucleotide messenger RNA. Its product is annotated as glycosyl hydrolase family 61-domain-containing protein. Bases 1 to 1071 code for a protein of 356 amino acids. Gene Ontology annotation, cellular component: extracellular region. The record is from RefSeq and is a predicted model, not a curated record. Lineage: Eukaryota; Fungi; Ascomycota; Sordariomycetes; Cephalothecales; Cephalothecaceae. The transcript has a single exon. Gene Ontology annotation, biological process: carbohydrate metabolic process. Gene Ontology annotation, molecular function: cellulose binding.
AUGGGCAACUACAAAUCCGCAGCCAGAGCGGCCGCCGUCGCGCUCGCCUCGGCAGCAACGGUCGCAGCCCACGGGCACAUCACCAACAUCGUCAUCAACGGGGUGUCGUACCUCGGCUACGACAGCCCAGCCUACUCAUACAGCCCCAACCCUCCCCCGACGAUCGGCUGGAUCAUCGACCAGACCGACAACGGGUUCGUCUCGCCCGACAAGUUCGGCCACCCGGACAUCAUCUGCCACCGCAGCGCGAAGCCGGCGCCGGGCCACGCCACCGUCGCCGCGGGCGACAAGAUCAGCCUGCAGUGGCUUAACCCCUGGCCGGACAGCCACCACGGCCCCGUGAUCGACUACCUCGCGCGGUGCGACGGCCUGUGCGAGGAGGUCGACAAGACCAAGCUCGAGUUCUUCAAGAUCGACGGGCCGGGCUGGGUGUCGGGGGCGAACCCGGGCCUGUGGGCGGCCGACACGCUGAUCCAGAACAACAGCACGUGGCUGGUGCAGAUCCCCGCCAAUCUCGCCGCGGGCAACUACGUCCUCCGCCACGAGAUCAUCGCCCUGCACGCCGCCGGGUCGGUGAACGGCGCGCAGGCGUACCCGCAGUGCAUCAACAUCCAGGUCACGGGCGGGGGCACCAACAAGCCGAGCGGCGUCGUGGGCACGAAGCUGUACAAGUCCAACGACCCGGGCAUCCUGUUCAACCUGUACACCUCGCCGGUCAACUACAUCGUGCCGGGCCCGACACUGAUUGCGGGAGUGCCCAUCUCGGUGGCGCAGAGCAGCUCGAGGAUCACGGCGUCGGCGAGCCCGACCCUCGGGAACAGCGGUGGCGGCGGAGCGACGACCACACCGACGACCAGCAAGGGCCCGACGAGCACGCCCCCGAUCACCACCCUGACCACCACCACGAAGCCGACCACCACCGCGAAGCCGACGACGACGCCGCCGCCGGCGGGAGGUCCGGCACAGACUCGCUAUGGACAGUGUGGAGGGAGCGGGUGGACGGGACCGUCGGCGUGCGCCCAAGGGUCGUCGUGCUCGGUUCUUAACGAUUAUUAUUACCAGUGUCUGUGA